Molecule: messenger RNA, 2656 nt
Organism: Sebastes umbrosus (honeycomb rockfish)
Lineage: Eukaryota; Metazoa; Chordata; Actinopteri; Perciformes; Sebastidae
Gene: oatx
Product: organic anion transporter X
Exons: 16
Coding region: 520-2067 (515 amino acids)
Biological process (GO): transmembrane transport
Cellular component (GO): membrane
Molecular function (GO): transmembrane transporter activity
Source: RefSeq, a predicted model, not a curated record
UUAGGGGGUCUCUCCACCACUAAACAGAGAAAGGACAGCAGAGAGAGACAGACAGACAAAAGACAGAGGACAGACAGAAACUUUUCUAUUCCUCGUUAAAGUUUAGUCGUUUAUAUUUUCUGCUACUCCACACUUUGUCUCUCCAGCCGUCCAUCCAUCCAACAGUCUGACCACCUGUCAACCCGUCCGUCUUCUCGUCCAGCUGUCUGUCCACCUGUCCGUCUGUCUGGCCCUCCGGGCGUCCGUCAAACUGGUUGUUUCUGAUGGAACUGAAGCUCAAAUCCUGAAAACACAAGACAACAGUUCCUAUUGUUGUUGUUAUAUUAUUAUUAUUAUUAUUAUUAUUAUUAAUAAAUUAAUAAUGAUUAACACCUGUUUUUCGACUGUAAAAACAUGACGAGGAACUAAAGAGUUCUGUUUUUGAAAAUAUUUGCAAAAAUAGCCAAAAAUAUCAAAACAUCAUAGAAAUAAAGAAGAAGAAGAAGAGAAGAAGAGAAGAAGAGAAGAAGAGAAGAAGAGAUGGGCUUCGGUGAGCUGCUGGAGGAGGUGGGGGGGUUCGGCAGGUACCAGUGGCUCCAUGUGGCUCUGAUCAGUAUUCCUGGUCUGAUGAUGGCGAGUCAGAACCUGCUGAACAACUUUGUCUCAGGAAUCCCCGCCCACCACUGCAGCCUGCCGGCCAAUCACAGCCUCUACAACCUGUCUCACUACCAGGUGGAUGAGAAGCAGCUUCUCAAAGCGUUCAUUCCUCUGGACUCUUCAGGAACUAGACUGGACCGCUGCCGGAGGUAUGUGGAACCUCAGUGGCAGCUGUUAGCCGCUAACAGCUCAGCUAACGUUAGCCAGAUUCAGACGGAAGCAUGUUUGGACGGAUGGACGUUCGACAAAUCAGAGUUCCUCGCCACCACCGUCUCCGAGUGGGACCUGGUGUGUUCUCUGCGUCCUCUGAAACAGAUGAUUCAGACCAUCUAUAUGGGCGGAGUCUUAGCAGGAGCCAUCAUCUACGGCGGCCUGUCAGACAGGUUUGGGAGGCGGUCUGUCCUUAUUUGGUCGUACCUGCAGCUCGGCAUUGUGGGUUGUAGCUCCGCCCUCUCUCCUUCAUACACCGCCUACUGCGUCUUUAGGUUUCUGAGUGGGAUGGCGGUGUCCGGCAUCAUCCUGAACGGAGUCUCACUGAAGGUGGAGUGGAUCCCGACCAAAGAGAGGACGUUAGUGGGCACCCUCACCUCCUUCUUCUUCACCUUUGGUCAGAUGGUCCUGGCGGGGCUCGCCUAUUGGCUGAGAGACUGGAGGAAGCUGCAGGUGGUCGUCUGCGCCCCCAUGUUCCUCUUCUUCUCCUACAGCUGGUGGUACGCAGAGUCGGCUCGUUGGCUGGUUCUGAACCGGCGGUCUGAAGACGCGUUGAAGAGUCUUCACCGUGUCGCUCGAAUCAACGGGAAACCAGAGAUAAGCAACAAACUAACACUGGAGGUUCUGCAUUCUCACAUGAACAAGGAGAUCGAGGCGAGUCGUUCGACGCUCACGGCCUACGACCUGCUGAGGACCAGAGGGAUGAGACGCAUCUCCAUCUGUCUGGUCGCCGUCUGGUUCUCCACCAGUUUUGCAUAUUAUGGUCUGGCGAUGGACCUGCAGAAGUUCGGGGUGAGUAUCUACCAGAUGCAGAUCAUUUUUGGAGCCGUUGAUUUUCCCGCCAAAUUCUUGGCUCUGGGCAUGCUGUCCUACCUGGGGAGGAGGGUCACUCAGGCCACCUGUCUCUUCCUGUCGGCCCUCGUCAUCUUCGCCAACAUCUUCAUCCCCACAGACAUGCAGACCGCCAGGACGGUGAUGGCGUGUCUCGGUAAAGGUUUCACCUCGGCCUCCUUCACCACCGUGUACCUGUACACCGGAGAGCUCUACCCAACCGUCAUCAGACGGGGAUGGGCUUCGUGUCCACCAUGGCGAGAGUCGGCAGCAUGGCGGCCCCCGCCGUCCUCAUCCUGGACGAGGUGCUCCCUGCUCUGCCCAGCGUGGUGUACGGAGGGGCGGCAGUGUUGGCUUCCGGCUUUGCCUGCUUCCUGCCGGAGACGCUAGACGUGGAGCUGCCCGACACCAUCGAAGACGUGGAGGAGAAAUGGUCUGAAUUAUGCCCCGCCCCCAAACCGGAAGAGGGUGUGUCUUUAAAAGAGGGCGGGGUCUCAACUGAAGGCGUGGCUUUAAAAGAGCUGAAGGAAGAAGAAGGGAUCGGACUCAACGCCCUCUGACCAAUCAGACGGCUGGACUCAACAUCGACCAAUCAGACGGCUGGACUCAACAUCGACCAAUCAGACGGCUGGACUCAACAUCGACCAAUCAGACGGCUGGACUCAACAUCGACCAAUCAGACGGCUGGACUGAACAUCGACCAAUCAGACGGCUGGACUGAACAUCGACCAAUCAGACGGCUGGAGUCAUUAAUGACAAAAUAAAGUUUCAGUGUAAAAGAGUUCUGUUCCAGAAAAUGAAUUUUACUGAGAUAAAAAGAUUUAAAGUUAUUUAGAAUGAGUGAAAAUAAACAGACAGAUGUUUGAUUAUAGAUUAUUGAUUAGACCUGAGUGAUAUAAUAGUGUUAUAAUGUCAUUAAUAAUGAUAAAUCAAUAAUCAAUAACAGUGUAACACGCUAAUAAAACUGUGAUUCAUAUCA